Myotis myotis is the source of this 1966-nucleotide messenger RNA. Its product is annotated as transcription factor CP2-like protein 1. NCBI's taxonomy places the organism in Eukaryota, Metazoa, Chordata, Mammalia, Chiroptera, Vespertilionidae. Gene Ontology annotation, biological process: regulation of transcription by RNA polymerase II. Gene Ontology annotation, molecular function: RNA polymerase II cis-regulatory region sequence-specific DNA binding; DNA-binding transcription activator activity, RNA polymerase II-specific. Gene Ontology annotation, cellular component: nucleus. The record is from RefSeq and is a predicted model, not a curated record. The transcript is spliced from 16 exons. The coding region runs from base 77 to 1519 and encodes 480 amino acids.
CGGUGGAGGCCCAGUGCGUCCAGCCCCACCCAGCACUGACCUCUCUGUCACACACCUGGCCCGCUCCCUUUCCAAGAUGCUGUUUUGGCACAACCAGCUGGAGCACCUGUGGCCCAGUCCCGGGGAAUUGUACCCAGGGCCGCCAAGCAGCUUGCUCAGGGAGUCCCUGCCCUUGCCCUACCUGAAGCAGGAGGAGCUGCCCAACAUCCCCAGCAUGGAGCCUCCCUGCCCCUCAUUCCAGUACGUGCUCUGUGCGGCCACCUCACCAGCCGUGAAGCAGCAGGAGGAGGCCCUGACCUACCUGAACCAGGGCCAGUCCUAUGAGGUGCAGAUGCUCUGCAACUCCAAGCUGGGUGACGCCACCCAGUGGCCGCGGCUGCUGAAGAGUGUGGUGCGUGUGGUGUUCCAUGACCGGCGCCUGCAGUACACGGAGCAGCAGCAGCUGGAUGGGUGGAGAUGGAGCCGGCCUGGGGACCGCAUCCUGGACAUUGAUGUGCCAUUGUCCGUGGGGGUGAUAGAACCCCAGGUGCUGCCCUCACAGCUCAACACAGUGGAGUUUCACUGGGAUCCGACCAAGAGGACCUCUCUCUUCCUGCAGGUUCACUGCAUCAGCACUGAGUUCACUCCUCGGAAAAAGGGUGGAGAGAAAGGCGUCCCCUUCCGCCUCCAGAUUGACACUUUCAAGCCCAGUGACAAGGGGCUUCCACCUGAACACCUACAUUCAGCCAGCUGCCUCAUCAAGGUGUUCAAGCCCAAAGGAGCUGACCGGAAACUGAAAACCGACCGGGAGAAGGUUGAGAAACAGCCCCUGCACGAGAGAGACAAGUAUCAGGCUGCCUGUGAGAGCACGGUCUUUGUGGAGUGUUCACCAUGGCCAGAGCCCAGUGCAGAGCCCCACCUGCCUCUCAGCCCUCAGGCUCUGACCUCCCCCCACUCCUGCAAACUCCUGUCCCCGGAGCGGCUCUGCUGCUCACCACCAUUCAUCUUGGACACUUUGGGGGGCAGCCCAGCUGAGGAUCUGAACCCUGGAGCCUCCAUCCUGGAGACGCAGCAGUGGUUACAUCGCCACCGGUUCUCCAGCUACUGCCGGACACUAGCCAAUUUCACAGGCACCGAUCUGCUGAAGCUUACCCGGCAGGACCUUAUCCAGAUCUGCGGGGCUGCCGACGGGAUCCGCCUUUUCAAUACUCUUAGAGCCAGGCCCAUCCGUCACCGGCUGACUUUAUAUGUGGCUCAGGAGGCCUCUAGGCAAGAGAACGAGGUUCCUAAGAUCCCUGAACCAGGUUUUUAUCAAGAGAUUUCUCUGGAUGAACUCAGCGCCAUUGAACUGAUGGGAAAACUGGCAGAGCUCUUGAACCUCCCAGCCAAUCAGAUCCACCGCCUCUUCCAUCAGGGCCCUGGGGGUAUCCUCAUUCUCCUUAGUGACCAGGUGGUUCAGAAUCUUAAGGAUGAAUCGUACUUUGUGGCCGUGGUGAAAAAAGUGCAGAAUCCAGAUGGCUACUACCUGGUGCUGACCUAAGCUCAGGGACGCCCUGCUGCAAGAGGAAACUGAUGCCAGCCUGGUUCUCCAGAAAAUCCUCGAUGCUUCCCCAGGCUCCAGGUGAAGAGCCGGACCGUCCUGUAUCCCUCCCCUGGGGAGGCAGCAAGCAGCCCCCAGGCUCACAUUUCUUACUGCUCGGCAGCAAGUUAUUAGAACCUGGGACACAGCUUCCCAAGAUGAGCUAAACUGGCCAAGCCUUGUGAGGCAAGAAACCUGGCAAUAUGGAUGAGCUUUUGCCCCAAGCAGUGCUGCUGAACAAUGAGUGAAUUUGUGUUUAAAAUUCUACUCGCCCCUUUUUUGCAAAUUAAUUUAAACAGGGCUGAUCCAACAUGGACAACUGCUUGUACCCCUGUAACCCCGGCGGCCUCACCCAAAUUACCAACCCAGACCAGGCCUUUACCACGUGCAGAAUGAGUGGAUUUCAAG